Messenger RNA from Fonsecaea erecta, 972 nucleotides. RefSeq lists its product as hypothetical. The record is from RefSeq and is a predicted model, not a curated record. Gene Ontology annotation, cellular component: U2-type spliceosomal complex. Gene Ontology annotation, biological process: snoRNA splicing. Bases 1 to 972 code for a protein of 323 amino acids. NCBI's taxonomy places the organism in Eukaryota, Fungi, Ascomycota, Eurotiomycetes, Chaetothyriales, Herpotrichiellaceae. Gene Ontology annotation, molecular function: metal ion binding. The transcript has a single exon.
AUGGAGGACCCACAGGUUGCGGUCGAGACGCCCCCAGUCACUUUUAAAAAGAGAAAUCCCAAAACCAAGUCCACGAUUCGAAAGCGAGCCGCCACCCCUCCGCCAGAUGAUGACUCGGAUUCGGGCUUUUCAUCUUUCGAAGACGAAGAGGGAAGACAAAUCAAGCGGAGGCGCAAGAAUGCCGGUGUUACCGCAUCUUCAAAGGCCAAUCCCCAACCUCGUCAGAAGCCAGACGAAGAAACGUCGACCACUCCCGUGAUCGCUGCAACGAACAGGGACGACGCUACUAAAGCGUCGAACUGGUAUGAUGAAGAUGGCGACAAAAAGUCUGGGGAACCUUCAAAGAGGACAGACAUAACAACUUUGGAUGGAACGUAUAAAGGCGUGGCAAACUAUCAGUCAUUCAUACAGAAGAAUCCAGACCGUGCUCCGAAACAGGUUGGACCCGUAAAAUCUUCGACCAAUGUGAGGACAAUCACUGUCACCGAUUUCGCUCCCGAUGUGUGUAAGGAUUACAAGCAAACCGGAUUCUGUGGAUUCGGAGAUAAUUGUAAAUUUCUGCACGCACGCGAGGACUAUAAACAAGGAUGGCAGCUCGAUCGAGAGUGGGAGAUCAGUACGAAAGGCAAGAAUCCGGGCGCCAAAACGGUGGCAUCUGCGAACCGCAACGCUCAAUCAACAGGAGAAGAUGAAGAUGACGAAAAGUUGCUUGAGAGCAUACCGUUUGCUUGCAUUAUCUGCAAAAAAUCAUAUACGAAUCCCAUUGUCACCAAAUGCGGCCAUUACUUCUGUGAGGCAUGCGCCUUGAUGCGGUACCGAAAAGAUCCUUCGUGUGCUGCCUGCGGCUCAGGAACUGGAGGUGUAUUCAAUGUGGCCAAGAAGCUGAAUCGGUUACUAGAAAAGAAACGGGAAAGAGAGAGGCAGAAGAACGAGAAUGCUGAUGAGGACGACGAGGGUGCGAAGGCUGCUUGA